Alosa alosa (allis shad) is the source of this 744-nucleotide messenger RNA. RefSeq names its product microtubule-associated protein 1 light chain 3 alpha (gene map1lc3a). Gene Ontology annotation, molecular function: ubiquitin protein ligase binding. The record is from RefSeq and is a predicted model, not a curated record. Gene Ontology annotation, cellular component: autophagosome; autophagosome membrane; cytosol. Lineage: Eukaryota; Metazoa; Chordata; Actinopteri; Clupeiformes; Clupeidae. Gene Ontology annotation, biological process: cellular response to nitrogen starvation; autophagy of mitochondrion; macroautophagy. The transcript is spliced from 4 exons. The coding region runs from base 326 to 691 and encodes 121 amino acids.
GGCAAGCAUAUAUGAAAGUAUGUAUGGUGUAUGUUUGUAGAAGAAAACAUUGAUUCAAAUCUGGAAUUAGAGAUGAUAUAUUUGAUAUUAAUCAGAUUAUAUCACAGAUUAACUGCGCAUGCCUUCUGAAUCUAAUCUUUUGACCAUGUGCUGUCCCUUUAAAUAUUUCGUGACGUCACGGUCUCCGUCUGCUCUAUUGUCCCAGCCUGUUUUGGUACAGUGAGUUCAGAGCAUAAACGUUGAAGACUUCAAAGGAAAUAGGCAGAAAGCAACUUGUGUAGAAGUAUUUUUAUUGACAUUUUCUUUGUUCGAGGAAACGACAGUGAUGCCAUCCGACAGACCUUUCAAGCAAAGACGGACAUUCGCGGACAGGUGCAAAGAGGUGCAGCAAAUUCGGGAGCAGCACCCCAACAAGAUUCCGGUUAUCAUUGAGCGUUAUAAGGGCGAGAAACAGCUGCCUGUCUUGGACAAAACCAAGUUUUUGGUGCCGGAUCACGUCAACAUGAGCGAGCUGGUCAAGAUCAUUAGGCGCAGACUGCAGCUGAACCCCACCCAGGCCUUCUUCCUACUGGUCAACCAACACAGCAUGGUCAGCGUCUCCACCCCAAUCUCGGAGAUUUACGAGCAGGAGCGGGACGAGGACGGCUUCCUUUACAUGGUGUACGCCUCCCAGGAGACCUUUGGCUGCUAGGGUGGGAGGGGUCUGGCCAAAAGCGAUCAGGGGGGUAAGGGCGGGGUGAGGGU